AUGUCAAGCAGGUACCACAAAGCAGCGACUGAUGGCAAUGUGGACCUGCUGAAAGAGGCCACUAAGAAAGACCUCAAUGCUUCUGAUGAAGAUGGGAUGACCCCCACCCUCCUGGCAGCCUACCACGGGUACCUGGAGGCUCUGGAAGUCAUUUGCCGAAGGGGGGGUGAUCCAGACAAGUGUGACAUCUGGGGGAACACACCCCUGCACCACGCUGCCUGCAAUGGUCACAUCCACUGUGUCUCUUUUUUGGUCAACUUUGGUGCCAACAUCUUUGCUCUGGACAACGACCUGCACACUCCCCUGGAGGCAGCUGCCAAUAGGGACCGCAAGGAAUGUGUCCAGAUCCUGGACAAAGCUGCCACUGAGCAGAACUUGCUGAACCCUAAGAAGGUCUCCAAGCAAAAGGCACAGGCCCAGAGGAACGUCGAGAGACAAAUCAAGGAAUGUGAAAAGCGCCAAGAGAAACACCAAUAUGAAAUGAACCGGAAUUACAUCAAAGAAAAGGUUGGCACAGUGAAUUCUUCCAGAGGAACGCACUCCAGGGUCAAGUUGCCCGGUCUAUUUGCUUCAAAUACCACAAGUACUUUAACCAAAAACCUGAAAGAUACCAUGAAACUCAAGACAAAAAAGACAGCCAACAGCACAAGAAGGCAGGAAACACAAAGAAAUUACCAAGAGGAUGAUAUGGGUAGGAGAAGUGUGAUGCAUUUGUUUGAUGAGAAAGAGGAGGAUGAAUUACUGAAUGACCUUGAAGAGAAAAACCUUGCUGGUAAUGACAGUCAGCUCUCCAUUUUUCAGCGGCCAGGUCUUGGCAAGAUUGUGUUUGGAAGGAAUUUGGCUGCAGAGGUAAAUCCUGAAGCUGUGUCUUUUGAGAAAGAAGGUAUAAGAGUUACAAUGGCUAGUGAGCUCUUCCAAUAUGAAAAUGCUGAGAAUGGCAGGGAAGGUGAUGCUGAAAACAGUGCUGAUGUCCCUUGGAAAGAGGAAGUCAUUUGGGAUGAUGAGGAAGCAGAGAAUACACCCCUUGAGGUAUUUCUGGCAUCACAGAUGCUGGAUGAGUUCCUUCCAGUCUUUAUGAGGGAAAAAAUUGAUUUAGAUGCCCUGAUGCUGUGUUCUGAUGAAGAUCUACAGAGCAUUCAGAUGGAGCUUGGGCCAAGAAAGAAAGUCCUGAAUGCUGUGAAUAAAAGAAAACAGGCACUUGAGAACCCUGGAAAAACUGUAGAUACUUGCUUGUAA
Messenger RNA from Cinclus cinclus, 1236 nucleotides. RefSeq names its product ankyrin repeat and sterile alpha motif domain containing 4B (gene ANKS4B). Bases 1 to 1236 code for a protein of 411 amino acids. Gene Ontology annotation, molecular function: protein binding. Gene Ontology annotation, biological process: brush border assembly. The transcript is spliced from 2 exons. The record is from RefSeq and is a predicted model, not a curated record. Lineage: Eukaryota; Metazoa; Chordata; Aves; Passeriformes; Cinclidae.